CACAGUUGUGCCCGGGAUUGUAGCAGAGAGAGUUAGAGAGAGAGCAGCCCCUUCUGCAGCCUAUUAGCUCAUCACCAUGGAUGUCAAACUGCUGGCCCUGAUGGCUCUGCUGGCCGUGGCCACACAUGUACCAACCUCCAACGCAAAGCCCAUCAGCCUGGUAGAGCGGUGCUGGUGUCGGUCCACCCUCAACACGGUUCCUCAGCGGUCCAUCAAAGAGCUCAAGUUCCUCCACACACCCAACUGCCCCUUCCAAGUCAUUGCCAAGCUGAAGAACAACAGGGAAGUUUGCAUCAACCCAGAGACCAAGUGGCUGCAGCAGUACUUAAAGAAUGCCAUUAACAAGGUGAAGAAAUCUAAGAGACGCACUAACAAGAAAAACUAAACACAAGGGGAAGACAUGUAUGUGGUCAGAUCUACCAUCCCUGAGUAGAACCUGUACAUCUCCCUGUCACUACUAUGGAUGUAUGCAAACACGCUGUGUGUACCUGUCUGGACCUCUCUGGACCGCUUGCAGAACCAGCACUUCACCGCCAAAUCGUGCCAUCCCAAUUAUACCUUAGAGACUUUGACGGGACACAUUCUGAUAUCAGAUAUGUGUGUGUGUGUGUGUGUGUGUGUGUGUGUGUGUGUGUGUGUGUGUGUGUGUGUGUUUGAAUGUGAUUCACAUGAACUAACUCUAGUAUUUUCUGACUAUAAAGGAACAACUUGAGCUUUCUGUCUUACACAAGGCAUAUCGUCACCCAAGUGAAAAUAUAUUUACAGCAAUACACUUACUUCAACUUUAUUGGGUUUUGAAAAGAGUGCAUUCUACUUAUCAUUUACUGUAAUUAAAAGUAUUUAAGAUGGUGAUGUUAAAUACCUCUUCAGACGUCUCAUAUGAGGUGAAUUAGGCAUUAGUCCAGGACUUGGGGGGUCAUGGGACAGACACAGAGAGGCUGGCCAAUGGGGUCACAAGCAGUGACCAAUCAGGGCAGGCCAUGCUACAACAAUAUCAUGAAUUGUCUUCAAGCUUGCUCCACCAUCAGGAACAAAACAGAUGGAAGCUCACAAACACUGCUGAGGAACAAGCACUGAUUUGAUGGUGCUAUACAUUCAGUAUAAGGGGUCAGAGCCAUUGAAAUAAUUAUUUUUCACAGUUUAUUUUAUGCAAGCUUUAAGAUGAGAUGUCGUGACCUCUAUGUCUUAUAUGAAACACAAUUAUGUUUUUUCCAGUCACAAAAUAUUGAAAGCGCUGUUGUUAGAGUCUGAUAUAGAAAGCUGAUGUUGUGUCAAAGCUAUACUGUACUGAUAAAUACUAUAAAGAAGUGGAAUAAUACUUAUCAAUGCAGCUUUUUGUUGAUUGAACAUAUCAGUAAACAGAGACCAAAUAUUUAUACAGUAAAACAUACAAAACACGAAGAAACCUGUGAACCUCAAAAAGCAUGACUUCCUAUUUCAUUUAUCCUUAGAAAAAUGUAGAAGAUAAUCAUAAUUCUUAAUGUUUUACCCAAAGGGUAUCAAAAGGGAGAAGUUAAAUGUAUAUCACAACAACAGAGUAAAUCAGCUGCAGUAUGUUCAUACCAACACCUGUCCUUGGUAGGAAUGAAAAGCUAAUAUUUCGUCACAUUAAACAACUGAAUUAUAAUUGUUACAAAGAGAAUGUUCACGGUGACAAAAAAAAAAGUUAUCCUUUUUUCAUAUAUAUUUGAGCCACUUUAUUAUCAUGUGAGUCUUUAAAUGUAAGUGUUUUAUUUUUAUAUUGUGUAUAAUCUUACUAAAUGCUUUUGUUAAUGCAAUGUACAGUAGGCAGUAGCUACUAAAUGAAGGCUAGUCCAUACAAUGCAAGAAAUGUAUUAAACUUCAUUUUAAAGAUUUCAUGCAAUAUUUCACAAAUAUGUAAUGAAUUGUUUGCAAAUAUGUUAUACACAGUAUGCAACACAUUCCUUUUUCAAAGGAAUAAAAUGUUAUUUUGUGGUAAAAUCUGGUUAAAAAAAUUUAGUAUCGUCCUUCUGGUUUGUUGUCCUCUCCACACCGUUUCCUUAUCAACCAAAUGUAACACGGGUGAAGUCCAACACACAGUGACUGAAAACAAAAGCUGCUGUCAUUGUGUUACAUGAGUCAGGAAACUAUUCAGCACAGCCCACCAAUCGUCCCCCGUCGAACACUUGAUUUGUUUUUUUUAAUAGUUUUACUGAGGCUGAUGUAUGAUGUGUCAAUAGAGCCACUGAGCCAAAACAGAACAAAACCUUUGAGUUGAGAUCCAAGCGACCAACAUGUGCUUUCAAUCUGGACACUCCCAGCACCCCAUGGGCUUUUUUUUCCUGUUACACUCAACUUCUGUCAUGCCGCAGAAUUAGAGCCCCUUUUCUUCCCCUAAAACUGUAAUGGAAGUCCUGGCGGUCAUUGUUAUGGUCUUUGUUGUGUUUUGUUUUACAUGGUCUAUUUGCUGAAUGCCUGCCCACAGGUGAUAAUCAUAUCAAUUUGCAGCUAAUGUUGCAAUAAUCCUGUAAGUCUUAUUAAUUUCCCAUGAAUAUAAUAGAAGUUAAUAGACAUUCAUUUUAUAUUAUUAUACUAAUUUGUUUAAACACAUUGUUAAAUAAGAUAAAAAUUUCCAAAUGCAAUAAUGUCUUAAUUUCAUUACAAAACCGCCAUCCAUUCCCAAAUUGGUUUGUUAACUAAACUGUAGCGUUACUCCAUAAUCUAGGGAAUAGGUUGUUUUUUUAAGUUCUGUAAACUUUCUAAUUUAUAAUGUGAUAAUUAUCUCAAUAACAGGAAAAGUAUUUAACCACACUGUUAGCAGCACUAGUUUCAUUACUGAUUUACAUUAAUGAGAUACAAAUGUAAUAACAGGUCAUUUGUUUUAUUAAUCAGACUUUAAGUGCUUUUAUGUUUAGUGCUUUGGCCCCUGUGGAAUCAUUUAACAUUUUAGAAAAAAUAUAUAUAGAGCUUUUACACAAAGUUUUUGGGUGUAAUAUUUGGAACAAUUUCAAAUUCAGGUUCACUUUUACUUGCAAUUAGUGAGAUAACAAAUGAAUCGAAAGUGAAUGCAUGUGUUCUACUUUGGACCCUGAGACAAUGUGAAAUAAUUGUUUUUCUUUUGAGGCAGCUUAUGACACAUAUUCUUUAUAUAAGUGAGACCUAUUAGAGCAUUAUCCUCUGUAUUGUCACUGUUUGUAAACCAAGAGGCAGUAUUUUAGCUAUGAUACUCAAGCCCUUUUUCAAUAAAGUCACAUGGAAUAAAAUUA
Molecule: messenger RNA, 3227 nt
Organism: Micropterus dolomieu (smallmouth bass)
Lineage: Eukaryota; Metazoa; Chordata; Actinopteri; Centrarchiformes; Centrarchidae
Gene: cxcl12b
Product: chemokine (C-X-C motif) ligand 12b (stromal cell-derived factor 1)
Exons: 4
Coding region: 77-385 (102 amino acids)
Biological process (GO): positive regulation of cell migration; chemokine-mediated signaling pathway; chemotaxis
Cellular component (GO): extracellular region
Molecular function (GO): chemokine activity; chemoattractant activity
Source: RefSeq, a predicted model, not a curated record